AUGAAUUCUAAUAGUUUUGUAAAUGAAGCUAAGCAAUGGAUAAUAGAUCCAAACGAAGUUCAAGUUUCAUUUGAUAUAGUCAAUUUAUAUCCGUGCAUACCCAUUGACGAAGCAAUUCCGGUUAUUAUUGAUAUGUUGAACGAUGACUUAAAAACUCGAACUAAACUUACUCUUGCAGACAUACAUCAAUUAAUUGAACUUUCAUUAAGUAUAUGCUAUUUUUUAUAUGAAAACAAUAUCCGAGUAAUACCUAGUUCAGGUCCUAUAGGUUUAUCUUUUAUGGUUGUUAUGGCGGAAGCGCUUUUACAAAAUAUAGAAAGAAAAGCCCUUAACAUAGCAAUUAUUCAUACAUCCGAACUAAAAACUUACAAGAGAUAUGUAGAUGAUUGUCAUGCUUGCUUUGCUUCAAUAAAACAACAACAAAUGUUCCUGAACAUCCUUAAUGAACAACAUCCUUCCAUAAAAUACACAGUGGAACUUGAAAACGACCUCAAACAACUCAAUUUCCUUGAUAUUAACAUUACAAACACAGGCUCUGGAACUUAUGAAUUUCAAAUACAUAGAAAAGAAGCUAUUACAAAUGUUCAACUUAAACCUAACUCGAACAGUAAUCCUAAAAUUAUUAUUGGCGUUUACAAAGGAUUUUUAUGUCGAUGCUCUGUCAAGAAUGGAGAAUGA
Hydra vulgaris (swiftwater hydra) is the source of this 678-nucleotide messenger RNA. RefSeq lists its product as uncharacterized. Lineage: Eukaryota; Metazoa; Cnidaria; Hydrozoa; Anthoathecata; Hydridae. The record is from RefSeq and is a predicted model, not a curated record.